CGCAAGUUAUCGUUUCCUCGCGAGACUGCAACACGACUUCCGCCACGAGAACGCUGUAAACAAACGGACAAAUACGAUCAUGGCAAGCGUACGCGACACAUACGAUUCAACGCUUCUUGGAAUAUUGUCGAAUGAAGGCGAAAUUACCAAUUUCCUAGAUGUCGUUAUAGGAUUCCUAUACAGAAGGACAGACUUUUUCCGCAUCAUGAAGAGCAAAAAUGACAAGCUUGGAUUUCCACCAGGAACUGCUGCUAAACUGUUAUUGAAGGAAUUCAAGAAGUAUGAAGCAUUCGCCCAGAGGGACGAGAUGGAAAGAGAGAAGAAAAAGGGAUUGGUUACAUUGAUUUGCCUAUCAAAUGCCACAGAGUCAGUUGCAAUAUAUUCAUCUAUCUUCAAGCUUUAUGGUUUACCUGUUGAUCACAACUUUUCAGCCAACUUUCAGGUCACUUCAUGUCAGUGCUACCGGCUAAAACUGUAUUUACUUCCAGUUCACUGUGUAUCUUCAAUUGUGUGUAUAUUUUAUUCUUCAAAAGAAGCACCAACACAUCCACCAGGGAUCAGUGAGAUGAAGACUUCAGAACAGCAGCAGGUGUCAUCAACAACCACAUCCAAGACUAACACUCCUGCUGCCACCUCCACACCACAAACAACAACAGCAACUACUGCCAGCACAACCACCGUCCCCUCCACAGGUGGUGCUGGUGAUGUGAAGGCUCCACCAAGUCAGAACAAGGAUGCAGAUGAAGACACAAGGGCAUCCAAGCAGCAGCAGGCAUUCCAGAAUGACCCGCUGAGCUACAAUGGGGCUGUGAGGGAAAAGUAUGUCUGGUCACAGUCAAUAUCAGAUGUUGACAUUCGAAUCUUUGUGCCGCCAUACAUUAAGAAAGGAAAGCAGGUUGAAGUAACCGUUGAGAAACGACACCUGCGAGUGUGUUACCGUGACGACAAGGGUGUGUCUCAGACAGUCGUAGAUGGUAAUCUAACCUGGGAUGUCAACAAGGAGGAAUGUAUGUGGAGUUUGGUCCCUGCAGAACAUGUACAUGUCAGUUUAGAAAAACGAGAAGAAAGAUGGUGGGAAUCAGCUUUAGAGGACGAGCCUAAGAUUAACGUUCGUAACAUUGACUGCAGUCGUCCUAUGACUGAUCUUGAUGAUGAAGCCCAGGCCAAGAUCGGUGAGAUGAUGUUCAAUGAGCAGCAGAAACGCCUAGGACUUCCACAAUCACAUGAACAGAAACAGCAUGAAUGA
This is a messenger RNA of Haliotis rubra (blacklip abalone), 1246 nucleotides long. RefSeq names its product nudC domain-containing protein 3-like. NCBI's taxonomy places the organism in Eukaryota, Metazoa, Mollusca, Gastropoda, Lepetellida, Haliotidae. Gene Ontology annotation, biological process: protein folding. The transcript is spliced from 8 exons. The coding region runs from base 80 to 1246 and encodes 388 amino acids. The record is from RefSeq and is a predicted model, not a curated record. Gene Ontology annotation, cellular component: cytoplasm.